Bathycoccus prasinos is the source of this 1812-nucleotide messenger RNA. Its product is annotated as amidohydrolase. Gene Ontology annotation, molecular function: hydrolase activity, acting on carbon-nitrogen (but not peptide) bonds. The record is from RefSeq and is a predicted model, not a curated record. Bases 1 to 1812 code for a protein of 603 amino acids. Lineage: Eukaryota; Viridiplantae; Chlorophyta; Mamiellophyceae; Mamiellales; Bathycoccaceae. The transcript has a single exon.
AUGACUUCAACGCGCGUGGCGAAAGGCGUUUCCAACGCGGACUUCGUCUCCGUCGCGUGUCCCGAAAAAAACAACGACGACGUCGAGAUCGAGACAUUUUUUGUACUCAUCGAGAACGUUUUACUCCCAUCCGCGGAAGAAGAUGGGAAGUAUUCGAGGAAAGAUGUCGUUCUGGACGCACGCGUAGGGAAAAUCGUACAGAUGACGGAAGCUUUUCACGCGAGCGCAUUCUUCCGUGAGUACGGUUCUCAAAGGAUAGAAAAGAUCGACGGCACGGAAAAGAUGAUCACGCCUGGUCUGGUGAACGGACACACGCACAGCGUCGAACACUGGUUACGAGGCGCCAUACCGCCUUUACCGUUAGAGAUGUGGUUGUUCCAACUGGUGUUCAACGAACCGCGAGGAGCGCCGGGCGGGUGGUUUAAAGAGAAAUCGUGGAUGGAAACGCCCGCGGCGAUGGUUGCAAUUUCGGCCUUGUUGUGUGGGAUCGAGACGCUCAUGAGUGGGUCCACGGUGGUUAUGGACCAUUUAUUCGUGAGGCAUAUCGAGGACGUGGAGGCGGCGGUGACCGCGUAUAAAGCGUUGGGAAUACGGUGUUUUAUCGCGCCAAUGUUGGACGACGAGGCGACUUUUAAGCAUAAUUAUUGUCCGUUAGCGAGAGAUGCGAAAGAGAGGCUUGCAUUUUGUAAGGGGUGCGGAUGUUGCGGCGGUUUAGAUCCGAAAACUGGGUGUUUUCGAACCGAGAAGAGCGCGUCGGAUCCGAAGAAGAGGGAGGAGAUGUUGCAGUUGUGGGAGGAAGCGGUGCAGAAAUUUCACGACCCAGAGAAUGGAGUGAAUAUUUGUAUAGGUCCAGUGACGUGUUUCGGCGCAACUUUCGAGAUGUUGAAAGGCGCGGCGGAUUUGCGGAAAAAAUACGGGUUGUGCGGCCACAUUCACUUAUUAGAGACUCGAACGCAGGCGUUGCAAUCAAAACAGUUCUUAAAUGAAAACGGAUGCGAGGGAUCGUCGGUGAAGCUUUUAGAAAAGACAGGAUUCUUAGACUCACCGGGAACCUCGCUCGCUCACGGCGUCUGGUUAACCGACGAAGAGUGUGAAAUCGUGAGAAGAACUGACGCUACAAUCGUACACAACCCGCUGUCAAAUUUACGACUAGGAUCAGGAGUUGCGCCGUUGCGAAGAUACAAGAACAACGGCGUCAAAGUUUGUCUCGGCGCGGACGGUUCGUGUUCGUCAGAUGGCCAGGAUAUGUUAGAAGUUGUGAAAAUUGCGAAUUUUUUACCGUGCGUGGAAACGGCGGAAUAUCGAGACUGGCCUUCGCCGAGGGAGACGUAUUUGAAGUUAGGCUGCGAGAACGGGUACCACAGCAUUAACCUGGGCGAUAAAGGCGGGAAGAUACGAGAAGGAAUGCUCGCAGAUGUCUGCCUGUGGGAUCUCACCGCGCUAGCGCUGUUACCGAAAACUGAUCCUCUCGGUUUACUCGCUCGAGGGAGCAGAACGCAGAAUAAAGCCGCGGGAUCCGUGCUCGCGGAGUCCUGGGUAAACGGGAAGAGAGUCGUGCGCGCCGGCGAAAUUGUUGGGUGCGACGUAGAAGCGUUGCGAAAAGUUUUAGCGGAUGCGCAAAACUACGUGCACGAAACAGAGGGAUUGAGUAUGGAACCGGCGGCGAACGAUGCCUCGAGGAGGGCAGAAAACGAGUAUCGCGCGGCGCUAGGUUUGCCCGUGGACAACGAUAAAUAUGUGCCGUCCGGGCCUCCCCCGGAACCUGUUGACUUUUCGCAAGACACGACGCUGUUUGAUUCGACUUUACGCUAG